Molecule: messenger RNA, 8204 nt
Organism: Salvelinus fontinalis (brook trout)
Lineage: Eukaryota; Metazoa; Chordata; Actinopteri; Salmoniformes; Salmonidae
Product: phosphatidylinositol-binding clathrin assembly protein-like
Exons: 21
Coding region: 1098-3047 (649 amino acids)
Biological process (GO): clathrin-dependent endocytosis; synaptic vesicle budding from presynaptic endocytic zone membrane; clathrin coat assembly
Cellular component (GO): extrinsic component of presynaptic endocytic zone membrane; clathrin-coated vesicle; synaptic vesicle
Molecular function (GO): SNARE binding; phosphatidylinositol-4,5-bisphosphate binding; clathrin heavy chain binding
Source: RefSeq, a predicted model, not a curated record
GCUGCCAUUUUGUCCGCGGUAGUAGGCAGGCAGCAAGUGGAGCCAAGCCCCUACAUAUUCAAGAAGACUUGAAUAAUACAAAAGACGACGAUAUGAGUUGGAUGUCAAGGCUCAGUGGUUUCUGAGUUUUGUUUGUUUGUCGUUGUUGCCAAUUUCAUGGAUAUAUCGGACCAAAUACGUUAAAUUCAGGUGUUCCUCUCCGAAACUCGGAGGAAGCAGGGUUAAGACAGGACGUACACUAGGUAGCUAGCUGGUGUGGUGUUAGCAGGAAGGCUAGCCAACUGGCUGCUGUCUUGUAUCCGUCUACAUCUAUCCUGAAGCUCAAGACAAGUUGAGAAGUUUGACAGUUUCACGUUGCCCAUUUUCGUUCGUUAUAUUUCGCUCGAAACCAAGGGACUCGUCUGUUCGAGGUAGCCUAAACACACAAAACGUCAGUGGAAGUUGAAUCUGAAGAAGGAUUUAAUUGUAGUGAACGUUUGUUAGUAACUGUUAGCUAGCUUGGCUAAACUGUGAUCAUAAUUCAGGGCGCAUAGUUAUCUCGCCAGUGGGCUCUGGUCUUGUUAAUUGACCGUAGGUAUCCAGCUAGCUAGCGAUGUUUAUAUGUAGCCAGCAAGCUGACAUUUCUGUUUACAAAAAACAUAGUGGGACACAUUCCUGGUUCGAAUGCAGAAACGGAAAUAUUAGCUAACACAAGCUAGUUUACUUGUUAGAUGUCAACGUUUUUUUUUUUACUAUACAGAAUACCUUGUUAAUGAUAGCUAACGUUAACUAGCUAGAUAAUUGUUAACUAAUUUGCUUAUUCAAGACCUAAUAACAUAUUGUUUGUUCGGAUUUUUAGCCAGCCAGUUGGCAGCUGAACCACCAGGUUUGAGGUUGCAACAAAUACCUAAAAUUAGUCUGACAUUUUUCAACGAUACUGGCCUAGGACGUCAUACCACUUUUUUUUUUUUUUAACGGAACCGAUUGACGUGGCCUGAAACCUCCACACUUGCCAUCACUGGUGUUACGCACGUCAGCUAAUAUCCAAUCGUUGGACAUUGUGUGUGUUUAUCAUCUAAAUAAUCGUUGUGAGUUUUGUAGCGAAACAGUGAAACACAAUGUCAGGACAGUCUAUAACGGAUCGCUUCGCAGCGGCACAGCACAGCAUGACCGGGUCUUCUAUCGGUAAAGCCGUGUGCAAGGCCACGACGCACGAAGUCAGCGGCCCCAAGAAAAAACACCUUGAUUACCUGAUCCACUGCACCAGUGAGAUGAACGUGUCGGUCCCCCAGCUGGCUGACACACUAUUUGAGAGGACAGCCAAUAGCAGCUGGGUGGUGGUCUUCAAAGCUCUGAUCGCUACACACCACCUUAUGAUGUAUGGCAAUGAGCGUCUUAUCCAGUAUCUGGCUUCUAGAAACACCCUGUUCAACUUGAACAACUUCUUGGACAAAGGUGCUCUGCAAGGUUAUGACAUGUCUACGUUCAUCCGUCGGUACAGCCGCUAUCUGAAUGAGAAGGCCAUGUCUUACAGACUGGUGGCUGUGGACUUUACCAAGAUGAAGAGAGGGAUUGACGGUGUGAUGCGCACCAUGAGCACAGAGAAGCUCAUCAAGACCUUGCCGAUUAUCCAGAACCAACUAGACACACUGUUAGACUUCCAGGCCAACCCUAAUGAGUUAACUAACGGAGUCAUCAAUGCAGCCUUCAUGCUGCUGUUUAAAGACUCCAUCCGUCUGUUUGCUGCCUACAACGAGGGUGUCAUCAACCUACUGGAGAAGUAUUUUGAUCUGAAGAAGGGUCAGUGUAAAGAGGCGUUGGACAUCUAUAAGAAGUUCCUGUACAGGAUGACCAAGCUGUCUGAGUUUCUCAAAGUAGCAGAGCAAGUUGGAAUAGAUCAGGGUGAUAUCCCCGAUCUCUCACAGGCAGUUAAAGGAUCAUGCAUUGCCCCCAGUAGUCUCCUGGAGGCUCUGGAGCAGCACCUAGCCUCUCUGGAGGGGAAGAAGACCAAGGAGCUCAGUGCUGACACCAGAGCGUCCACUCUGUCCAGUGCGGUGACGUCUCUGUCCAGUACAGGCAUGUCCUUCAGCCGCAUGGACGAGAAGGAGAGACUGCAGGCCUUAGAAGAGGAGCAGGCCAGACUGCAGGCCCUCAAGGUACAGGACCAGCGUCUGAAGGAGAUCAGUGUGUCCAUACCUCCCUCUGCUUCCCCCAGUACACAGUCGAUGGGCAGUGUCAACCACAACACCAACCAGGCCAUGGAGCUAUUCAACACACCAUCCACCAAUAGCAUGCCCAACCUCACUAGUGAUCUGUUUGACCUGCAGCCAGCCUUCAUCCCUGCUGUCCAGAACACUCCUUCCAUCUCUACAGCCGCCAGUGCCUGGGGAGGUGCUGCUGUGCAAGCCGAGUCCUCCAUAAGUGUAGAUUUUGAUGCUGUUUUUGGGGGCGGGGCUAGAGGAAUAGCCAAUAACGGCGUGCAGCCAGCCGCUGAUGGGUUUGAUGCUCUUGGGGACCUGCUGAAGCCCACAGUGUCCAACCAUAACCAGGCUCCCCCCAUGGCCCUCCACCACCCCCACCCAAGUCACCCCCAUCCAGGGUACCACCCAGGGGGCAAGCUGCUGGCCAACGACCUGGAUUCCUCCCUCGCCAACCUCGUUGGCAAUCUGCAGUUCGGAGGAGCCCCAGCCAAGAAUUUGUCUCUGUGUGCCCCGGUGUUCAGGCCAGACAUGCAGUGGAGCCAGUCUGGAGAGAAGAGGCUAACUGGGGGACACAACUGGCAGAGUAAGACCAUGACCAGCACCACGGCCUGGAACCCUGUUCCCAUGGCCCCCGCACCCAUGCCUGUACAACACCUGAAUGGGAUGUUCUAUGCCGGUUAUGCUCCAGCUCCUAUGCCUUUCCCCAUGACCACACCGCAAGUGCCUAUGUAUGGAAUGGUUCCUCAGAUGGGUCAGAUGGGGGGUGUACAGGUGAUGGCCACCCAGCCCAUGAUGUACAACCAGCCUGUACUCAGACCCACAAACCCCUUCUCCCCCAUGCCUGGAGCCCAGAUGCAGUUCAUGUAAUUUCAUCGGGGGGAGCAGAGUGACAAAAAUGAUGGCUUAAACACACAGAGCGGACGAACGAUGAAUAGGGGAACGAAUGAAUGAAAGACUGAGGGGCAGACAGAAGAAAAACCAGCCAACACCAAAUACAAGAGGAGAGGAAGAUGAACCCGGGAGAUGGAGGGAUAGAGGAGGGUAGACCCGGGAGAUGGAGAGAGAAGGGUAGAGCAAGGAAGAGGGGAGAUUGGGGAGUGUUUAUGAUAUCAUAAAGGCUUACCUCUCUGUCUGAAACAGCCCCCACCCCCCCCAAAAUAAAUACAGAACCCCCAUAAAUGGAUAGGUCUUUUGGAGUAGACAGUGUGAAGGGGUCAGGUUUGAAAGGUCAUAGGUUCAUUACACUUAGGACCAGUGUGUACAUUGACUUUUCUGUGUUGGGUUAGUUUGUCUUCUGUUACCUUUGGUGUAGAUAGAUGGAUUACGACCUGUUAAAAUGACUGGGACUCUUCGAUGUUGUAGGUAUGUUACUGAGCUGAUAUUGAGCACUUUUGACACACACACAUAGACAGACAGAGGUGUGGAUCUAGCCAUGGGCAGAACGGACUGAUUUGUCUAGAAACAAUUCGCAGGUUACAGCUGGAGCCAUCCUCUCUGGUUGGUGAGAUACUUACAAACCGGUAGGAACUCAGUAGUUUGUGUUCUGGUUUUCUAUCUCUGUGUGUGCGCACACUGUUUAUAAAGCAUUACUUAGAGAGCUGGUCUCUAGCUGCUUUCUUAGACUAAAAGGUCACCAAAUUAAAGCUGUUUUUUGUUUUCCAAUUUUCUCACUGUUACUCAUCAACAGGGUGGAAAUGUUUGUCCCUGCUCGCUAGCCGUCCUUGACUGUUUGCUAGUUCAGAAGAAGGCACUUAAGGUCAGUAUGUUACCCGUGGGAGGUGUUUCAGACAUGGAGAAGCCGUCACCAGGUGUAAUCAUACUGGAUAGAAAACAUUACGGACACCCCUCCACCCUCACCAUCAUCCUACCGUCAUUCAGACUGGAUAGGAAACAUUACGGACACCCCUCCACCCUCACCAUCAUCCUACCGUCAUUCAGACUGGAUAGAAAACAUUACGGACACCCCUCCACCCUCACCAUCAUCCUACCGUCAUUCAGACUGGAUAGAAAACAUUACGGACAACCCUCCACCCUCACCAUCAUCCUACCGUCAUUCAGACUGGAUAGGAAACAUUACGGACACCCCUCCACCCUCACCAUCAUCCUACCGUCAUUCAGACUGGAUAGAAAACAUUACGGACACCCCUCCACCCUCACCAUCAUCCUACCGUCAUUCAGACUGGAUAGAAAACAUUACGGACACCCCUCCACCCUCACCAUCAUCCUACCGUCAAUCAGACUGGAUAGAAAACAUUACGGACACCCCUCCACCCUCACCAUCAUCCCAACUCUCAGCUGCUUCUCAUGUAUUCUCUGUCUGUCCAUGGAGAGAGCUAGAGAACUGUUGAGUGCAUCUGAAAUGGCACCCUGUUCUCUAUCAAGUGCACUACUGCCCUAAGGGCCCUGGUUAAAAGUAGUGGCCUACACUAUUUAGAGAAUAGGUUGCCAUCUGGGAACAUUGCUGAUGUAAAAUGUUUCUAACCCCUCUACCCCUCUACUGACCCCUCUACCCCUCUACUGCAUCUUGUAAAAACAGUUUCCUCAUCCUUCUGUACCCACGAAUUUUGACGGAUUCAUGCUUACACACACACACACACACACACACACACACACACACACACACACACACACACACACACACACACACACACACACACACACACACAGACACACACACAGACAGACACACACACACACACACACACACACACACACACACACACACACACACACACACACACACACACACACACACACACACACACACAGGCAUGCAAUAACGUGUGCAUACAGAUGUGCACACCUGCAUGUAGCACGUUACACACACACACACACACACACACACACACACACACACACACACACACACACACACACACACACAUGCAGAAACACACACUGAACAAUGUUAGAUUUUUCUGGGAUAAUUCUGGUGGUAAUAAUGUCAAUUUAAAUUUUUAUAUUCUUGUAUCGUAAUGUCAUUACUCAUUUAUGUAUUGUUUUAAAGCAAUGCUCUGUCACUUUUCCUCCCAAUUAUCAAGAUGUCAUAUGAAAGGAUGUCAAAGUAACUUCUGGUGUCAAGCAAUGAUAUUAUCCUGUUGUUGAGUCCAAGAUAACUCUCAUAACGGGUGUUUUCAGGAUGUUUUGAACAGUCUGUGUGUCAACAAGGUUGCUACUGGUUCACACACUGAACCUUAUUGCCAAGGAUUACUUUACCGUUAAAUACUUUUUUUGGGGGGGCACAUGGAGUUGAAAAUGGACAACCCAUUACUGGUUUGCUAACACUCUGGUUCCCAUAUGCUUAAUGAAAGGAUGUCAAUGGAACUAUUGCAGCUCAGGGGUUAACAACUUUUGGCCAAAAUAACCAUUUUGCCACAAUUUCCACUGUCGUAAUUCCCCUGUAUGAAACGCAUUGCUGUGUUUUCCUGUGUAACACGCCCAUGUGUUGCUCACCCAGGGCUGUUUUCUGUCUGUUUCCUGCAUCUUGGUAGCAGGUCUGUUUCCUGGCUCUUGGUAGCAGGUCUGUUUCCUGGCUCUUGGUAGCAGGUCUGUUUCCUGGCUCUUGGUAGCAGGUCUGUUUCCUGGCUCUUGGUAGCAGGUCUGUUUCCUGGAUCUUGGUAGCAGGUCUGUUUCCUGGCUCUUGGUAGCAGGUCUGUUUCCUGGCUCUUGGUAGCAGGUCUGUUUCCUGGCUCUUGGUAGCAGGUCUGUUUCCUGGCUCUUGGUAGCAGGUCUGUUUCCUGCCUCUUGGUAGCAGGUCUGUUUCCUGGCUCUUGGUAGCAGGUCUGUUUCCUGGCUCUUGGUAGCAGGUCUGUUUCCUGCCUCUUGGUAGCAGGUCUGUUUCCUGCCUCUUGGUAGCAGGUCUGUUUCCUGCCUCUUGGUAGCAGGUCUGUUUCCUGCCUCUUGGUAGCAGGUCUGUUUCCUGCCUCUUGGUAGCAGGUCUGUUUCCUGCCUCUUGGUAGCAGGUCUGUUUCCUGCCUCUUGGUAGCAGGUCUGUUUCCUGCCUCUUGGUAGCAGGUCUGUUUCCUGGCUCUUGGUAGCAGGUCUGUUUCCUGGCUCUUGGUAGCAGGUCUGUUUCCUGGCUCUUGGUAGCAGGUCUGUUUCCUGGCUCUUGGUAGCAGGUCUGUUUCCUGGCUCUUGGUAGCAGGUCUGUGCUCUCUUGCCAACUUCUUAUGUAAUUGUCAUGCUAAAUGCUGCCCAUGGAGUAGGCAAAAGCACAAACAGACCUGGGACCAGGCUAAUAUCUUGGCGCUGAAGUCGAUGAUGACUAUGCCCCCUGAUGUACGUACAGCUCUAGAUUCUUCCUCUGGUCUCUCCAAUGCCUGUCUAGUAUGUACAGCUCUAGAUUCUUCCUCUGGUCUCACCAAUGCCUGUCUAGUAUGUACAGCUCUAGAUUCUUCCUCUGGUCUCAUCCAGUGCCUGGUAGUUUAUAGUUAUAAAAUAUCCCCCUCCUUGUAUACUGUCAGGUAGACCCAGCUCUAGAAUUACCCCCGUCUUGCUGUCUCUUCUUCAUUCUCCUAUAGAUACGCCUUUAGAAUCCCCUUUUAACUUCCUGUUUCGCUGGGCUCUGUCAUUGGCCUUCACUGCUUCUGCUGUGAGUGGGCAUGUCUCCACUCCACAGUGUCCAUCAAUCCUGGAAACUUUAAAACUGUCUUGGUUUGGAUCAUAUGCAUCAAUAGCCAAUCGGCUGGCUACGGGUGUUAUUAUCAUCCUUAUGACAGAUGAGGCCUGUUGUCUUUCUGAAAUGUCUCUGUCUAAAGGAUAGCCUCGCUAUAGUAGCACCUGUGUAAGGGGGGGUUGAGUGGUGGUUUGGAACUUAAGGGCUCCCCUCAAUCUUUGUGGCCCAAAACAGAUGCCCUUCUCUGGACUCCUCGGGUUCAUACAGUCCCUGAAUCUGGUGGGCAUGGAGCUCUGGGUAGCAGUUGGUCUUUUAGGCGCAGAUCUAGGAUCAACCCAUAAGCCAUAUGGCUCUGGUCUAAAGUAGUGCACUAUAUAGGGAACAGGGCUCUGGUCAAAAGUAGUGCACUAUAUAGGGAAGCUGGUGCCAUUUGAAAUGCAACUUAUUGUUUGCCAUUAAAAAAAAAAGUAAUCUCCCAAAACAUUUAUUUUUCAUUUCUCCUGAAUUUAUCACGUCUUGUGUUCUCCAGUUUGUCUUUAAUUAUUAUUUUGGGGAUUCCAUGCAGAAAAACAAUGUAUAAAACAAGUCCUGCCUGUAAAUUGAGGUGUUUUGUGUAAAUUUGAGCUGGUUUCAAAAUGGUGGAAAGGCAGAGAGAGUGACAGCGUGGAGAGUUGUGAUGUCUUGUCCUCGCUACACCUUAAAAGCCUGGUGAAACAAGACUGAAACGUAAGCAUAUCAGCUUGGAUUUCAGGCUAGUUAAAAGCAUGACCUGAUCUACUCUGUCAACUCUCUCAAGUGUCCGUGUUGUCAUGAAAAGGCACCCCUAACCUAACCUGCUACAAGAACCGGUACCCCUAACCUAACCUGCUACAAAACCGGUACCCCUAACCUACAAGAACCAGUACCCCUAACCUAACCUGCUACAAGAACCGGUACCCCUAACCUGCUACAAGAACCGGUACCCCUAACCUGCUACAAGAACCGGUACCCCUAACCUGCUACAAGAACCGGUACCCCUAACCUGCUACAAGAACCGGUACCCCUAACCUGCUACAAGAACCGGUACCCCUAACCUGCUACAAGAACCGGUACCCCUAACCUAAACAGACCUAUUCAAUCUCAAUUGUCUUUCCUUGAUUCCUGCCUUCUCAAAAUGCAUUGGUCUGACGGGUGUAGUCUGACCCACUUUUCCAAAGAUGCCAUGUAACUUUUCCUCCUAUUGAAAUGUUUUUUUUUGAUAAUAUCUAAGUGAAGCACCCUCUGUUGGGUGAGCCUUUUCAUACGAGACACGUGUCAGUAUAUCUGAAACGCACAAAGGAAGAGGGAGGCUUUUGGGGUUAUGAAUGGAUACGUUUGGAUAAAUCUCUCCCUGAAAUGUAUUUGUUUUAUCUGUUUAAAAAAAAAAAGAA